Messenger RNA from Mytilus californianus (California mussel), 681 nucleotides. RefSeq names its product ctenidin-1-like. The transcript is spliced from 3 exons. Bases 1 to 681 code for a protein of 226 amino acids. NCBI's taxonomy places the organism in Eukaryota, Metazoa, Mollusca, Bivalvia, Mytilida, Mytilidae. The record is from RefSeq and is a predicted model, not a curated record.
AUGACAAUGAAAACGGAGAUUCAAUUGUGUGUUUGUGUUGCCCUGGCGGCAGUAUGCAUUGCCGGCGUAAGAUCAGCAGGUAGUUAUGGCGGAGGAAGUUAUGGAAGAGGUGUUUAUGGACGUACUGCAUCAUACGGCAGUGGAUCCAACAGAGGAUACAGCAAAGGAUACGGCGGAAGUGGAUACAGCGGUUACGGAAAAGGCGGUGGUUAUCGUCCUACUAGGCGUGGGGGCGGUACCUUGUAUUACCCUUAUUACUACCCGGUACCCUACUUUGUAGGUGGAAGACGACAAGGAGGAGGAAAUGGGAGAGUUACUCCAGCCAUAAUUGCAAGAACAGGAGGAAGGCGUAGAGGAGGUGGAGGUGGUGGAUUUGGAGGAGGUCUUUUCGGAGGUGGUGGAGGUGGAUUCGAAAGCGUUUUUAAUUUGAUCACCGGAAAUGAAUAUAAGGGAAGUAAUCAUGGUAAUGAUAUAUUAGGAGCACAUAAAGCACAGUCGUUGGGUAUACAUAUCAUAAAUAACGUAUCCACCCCAAACAUUGGACAAGGUAUAUCUUCUCGUCAGACACCUGAUAUUAUGAAGUACAGUACAGCCAUCAGUAACUAUAACCUCGAUCUUACUGGAAUAACUUUAUUGAUGUAUGAAGUAAAGGCAUGUAAAGAUACAUUUGUUCUUCUUUAG